GGCUCCCGGUGCAGCAUCUUCUCCUUCGAUGUAACCGCAAACAAAUCUCGUCUCCCGCUCGCAAAGAACGCCUUACGCAAGUUCCGCACGCUUCGGCACCCUGGUGUAAUCAAGGUCCUGGAUACUGUUGAGGUAGUCGCAACAACCACCCAUCCCGUAGACCUACGCUUACCGGACGCCAAGGCAGNNACAGAAACCUACAUCUAUAUUGCAACUGAACGUAUAACUCCUCUCGGCUGGAAGACAAAGAGAAAUGCCAUCUCCGAAGAGAGCAUCAAAUGGGGCCUGCACAAUGUCGCUAAAACACUUGCCUUUAUCAACGAGGAAGCCACCUCGGUACACGGCUGCAUCCGCUCCUCUUCAAUAUUCACCACCGACAGUGGAGAAUGGAAGCUCGGCGGUCUGGAUGUCUUGAGUUCUAUGAAGGAAGAUGAGGCCGUCAUCUACGUUCGUAUACAAUACCCUGAUGCAUACUACCAUUUGCUAAUAUCCACACUCAGANCAUAUGGAAGCCUUACCCCUGAUUCGGGACGCUAUGCUCCGCCCGAGGUUGCUAAAGGUGGUUGGGACAGCAUCAAACGGAGCCCUGUGUCUGCCGUCGAUUCCUAUGAUUUUGCUAUCCUUGUUAUUGAGGNNGUCUUCAACGGGGGUUUCUCGAGCAGUGACCAAGUCGGUCAGACGAAGGGUAUUCCUGUCAGUAUGCACGCUUCAUACAAGCGCCUGGCACAUGCAAACCCAAAGACCAGACUCAGCAUCGCUCAUUUCUUGGAACAAGGAAGAAAAUCUGGCUCGUUCUUUGACACGCCGCUUAUUCAGCUAACCGAUGGCAUUGAUAAUUUGGGUUUGAAAACUGAAACCGAGCGCGAAGAGUUCCUCCGCGAGCUCGAGGCUGUAGCCGAAGCGGAUGACUUCCCAGAAGACUUCUUCAGAGUUAAGGUGCUGCCUGAGCUGCUCAAGUCUCUCGAGUUUGGUGGUGGAGGUCCUAAGGUCCUAUCACUUGUCAUGCGUAUUGGCAAGAAACUUUCAGACGAAGAGUACGAGUCGACUAUUACACCUGUAGUUGUCAGACUCUUUAGCAGUCCAGAUCGUGCGUUGCGCGUGUGCCUUCUUGACAACCUACCACAUAUGAUCGACCACCUUCCUCAGAAGAUCGUCAACAACAGCAUUUACCCUCAGAUGACUGUAAAGGCAGUCUUGGUCGUAGUUCCCAAGCUGUCAGAUCGCAUCAUCAAUGGCGAACUUCUGAGAUACCUAGCUAAGACCGCAAACGAUGAGCAGCCAGGCAUUCGAACCAACACGACUAUCUGUCUUGGGAAGAUCGCGAAGAAUUUAGGCUCUAGUGUACGUGUUCUCCUUUGCCGCUUGAAGUCGUCUGACCAUCUCGCAGNNUCACGAACCAAAGUUCUCGUUGCUGCAUUUUCAAGAUCUCUCAGAGACCCUUUUGUUCAUGCUCGCAACGCGGCACUUUUGGCCUUGUCGGCAACAGCUGACUUGUUUACGGAAGAUGAUUGUGCGACCAAAUUACUACCAGCAAUCUGUCCAUCGCUUGUAGACAAGGAGAAGUAUANNAUUAUUCGAGACCAAGCCAACAAGACUCUGGAUCUGUACCUUCAACGCAUUCGCAAGUAUGGUCAGACUCUGCCUGAUAGUGUGUUACCACCACCAGAAGCUGCUGGCUCGAACGCGCCGCGCAUGAGCACCCCACAACCAGGUGGUGCAGGAGCAGGCUGGGCUGGUUGGGCUAUUUCGUCUUUCACCAACAAGCUUGCAACGGCCAGCGGAGAGAUACAGCCCAACAGCAGUGCCGCAACAACAGCCAGCUCGGAUCGACCAGCAUCUACUCCACCAACCAACUUGAGUCCGACAGCUACUCAGUCUCUUUCUGCUGGGCAAACGCGUCCCACACCAAUCUUCUCUCCAUCCGCUCCGACGGUCCCUAGAGUUUCUUCAAAUCUGCGCAAUGCGACUCCUACCAUGUCUGAUGUCGAUCAGGAAGACUUUGGCGAUGACUGGGGCGCGAUGGAUGAUGACGACGGUGCCGCUGAUGCAUGGGGUGCUCUAGAUGACAACGCACCGCCCGUCGCGACCACUAAAGCUUCGACUGCAUCCUUCAACGAUGGCGGUGAACCUGACUUCGAAGGUUGGCUGAAUGCGCAGGCGCAAGCCAAGACGAAAGCGAAGAACCCUCUACCUAAAGGAUUGACAAAGAGCAAGCCAGUAUCCGCAGCAUCAAAGCCGAUCGUGGCUCGGAGUGCAUCUGCAUCAGUCACAACCAAGGCCAACCCCGUAUCAAAGCCAGCACCUAGCAAACCGGUGAAGCCUGCGGCUAAGGNNGAAGAAGAGGAAGACGACUGGGGUUCAGCAUGG
This is a messenger RNA of Aureobasidium musti, 2367 nucleotides long. NCBI's taxonomy places the organism in Eukaryota, Fungi, Ascomycota, Dothideomycetes, Dothideales, Saccotheciaceae. The record is from the annotation of a GenBank genome assembly.